Dovyalis caffra is the source of this 3117-nucleotide messenger RNA. The record is from the annotation of a GenBank genome assembly. NCBI's taxonomy places the organism in Eukaryota, Viridiplantae, Streptophyta, Magnoliopsida, Malpighiales, Salicaceae.
AUGGACGAUAUGAACACUAAUGAGGGGCUGUAUGUUGUUGCCAAAAUAACCACCAAAGAGCUUAAUAGCAGCGAUCAAGUGCGUAUCCCUGACGCUAUCGAAAAUCAGUACGAUACUUCAUCUUCUCUCGAUUCUCCAACUCUUUCGACGCGACGAUGGGAGUAUCUAGAAAAUGGUUUCUCCACAUCUGCAGUACCCAAAGGAUCAUCCACAUUAUCUCUUUUAUCCAAAGACUACAAGAUAGAAUCUGAACCCGCAUUUGAACUGAUACCCACAAAAUCUAAACCUAGACCACCUGAAACAUCUGAGCCUAAAGGGCCUAUUGGUGAGACUUCUGCUACGCCAAUUGGGUCUCUCAAAUUUGCCGAAACUCCUAGCUUUCCUUCUCUUCGUCUUCAAGCUUUAGCACGUGAUGUUUCAGGUGGUGAUGCUGAUAGUGAUGAUCAGGGCCCGUCAAGUAAUUGGUUUGGCUCUUUUUCUGAUGACACUCUCUCUUUGGCUCAGGUUGAGGUGAUAUUUGGUGGUAAAGAAAAUAUUGAAGGCGGAGACGCCUCUGAUUGCACCACACGGAAGUGGAACAGGUGGGGGAAACAGAGCUGGGCUUUUAGAACACCAAUUUCUGGUGGAGUGCAGAGUGCUACAUCAGCUCAUGGCUUACCUCAACCAGCCUUGGCUGUCCGCAAUUUGAUGGAGCAGGCUAGAUUUGCUCAUUUGUGCACUGUAAUGUCUCAAAUGCACCAUCGACGAGAAGGGUAUCCAUUUGGUUCCUUGGUAGAUUUUGCACCUGAUCCAAUGGGGCAUCCUAUUUUUUCAUUUUCACCAUUGGCCAUCCACACAAGGAAUUUGCUAGCGGAUCCUAGAUGCACACUCGUUGUGCAGAUCCCUGGGUGGAGUGGCUUAUCUAAUGCAAGGGUAACAAUCUUUGGUGAUGUUUUCCCACUCCCAGAACACCAACAGGAGUGGGCUCAUAAGCAGUACAUUGCAAAACAUCAACAAGGGCCUUCCCAACAAUGGGGGAAUUUUUAUUAUUUCAGGAUGCAAAAAAUAAGUGAUAUAUAUUUCAUUGGAGGCUUUGGCACUGUUGCUUGGGUUGAUGUCAAGGAAUAUGAAGCCCUUCAGCCUGAUAAGAUUGCAGUUGAUGGAGGAGAGCAAAAUCUCAAGGAACUCAAUGCAAUUUUCUCUAAACCGCUUAGAGAGCUCUUAUCUUCUGAAACGGAGGUAGAUGAUGCUGCCCUCAUAUCAAUAGACAGUAAAGGAACUGAUAUUCGGGUCCGUCAGGGGGCACAGUUCAACAUACAGAGGAUAUCAUUUGAAGAUGGGCAUGCUGUUGAAACAUUAGAGGAAGCCAAGGCUGCUCUUUGGAGACUAAUAAAUAAAGGCCAAGUGCACAAACUAUCUUGCAAAGCAACAAGUAUGGCUACUUUUUCCAUGGCAGAGACAAGUAGUAGUAGUACUAGCAGUAGCAGUAGGAGUAAGAGUAAUAGCAGCAGCAACAUUGGAUCAUCAUCAGCGUUGUCACCAAUAGUUAAGCUAGCUCAGGACCAUCUCUUCACAAUCUUGCUUCUGCUUCCUGUAGAUUCACUUAUCUCCUUUGCCAUGACUUGCAAAAGGUUCAGGUCUUUAACGAGUUGUGAUACACUAUGGGAGUCUAUAUGCAGGAGGGAGUGGGGGUCCACAUCAGUGGAUGCCCUCAAGUCUUCCAUCAAGACCAGCAACAAUCAGCAGUUGCCAUGGAUGAGGAUAUACAAGCAGGUGUCUCAGCUUGACUCAGUUUCUUGCCAUAAACUGUCUGACCCAGAUGGUGAAUUGAUGCUCCCAACCCCUAGGGCUUCUCACUCUCUCAACUUUGUGUCUGAUUGCCUGGUCUUGUUUGGUGGUGGCAGUGAAGGAGGUCAGUCUUUUUCUUUUGAUGCCAAAAGGGACGUUUAUACUGGUUUUUGUCAGAUCAUUAGUUUUGCCUAUCAGUUGUUUACUGUUCCUGAUUCAACUAACCAUGGAUUAGGGUUUCAUUGCUUGAGAAUUUUCUUGCCUCUUGAUCAUGGCUUCAUUAUAUUAGUAGGUUCUAAAUUGAACACAAGUUGCGUUGAGUUGAAGUGUAUAGCCGUUAGAAACGUUCUUGCUGUGUUGGUCUUCUUUGCAGGGCGAGAUCUUGACGAUACAUGGGUGGCAUACAUAGGUAAUGAUUUUCAAAGAACGCUGAAAUGGCAGAAGGUUAAUUCAGGAGUUCCGAGCGGGAGAUUUGGGCACGCAUGCGUUGUCAUUGGUGAUCAUCUGGUUCUGUUUGGAGGAAUUAACGAUCGUGGGAUGCGUCAAAAUGAUACAUGGGUGGGGCAACUAGUGCUCAGUGAGAACCUUGGUGUAACAUUGUCAUGGAGGCUGCUUGAUGUGAGAUCCAUAGCACCACCACCCCGUGGGGCUCAUGCUGCUUGCUGCAUUGAUGAAAGGACAAUGGUCGUCCAUGGAGGGAUUGGAUUGUACGGGCUUCGAUUGGCGGACACUUGGAUUCUUGAACUUUCAGAAAAUUCAUGUUCUGGAACAUGGAGGGAGCUGGUGACUCAUCCAUCACCUCCAGCUCGUUCAGGACAGACUUUGACAUGUAUCCAAGGAAUGGGAACUGUUCUAUUUGGAGGAAGAGGUUUGGGAUAUGAUGUGCUGCAUGAUGUCUGGCUCUUGCAAGUGUCUGAGGAUCAACUCAAGUGGGUACAGAUUCUCUAUAAUUUGCAGGACAUACCAGGAGGAGCCUCCCUCCCACGAGUUGGCCACUCAGCCACACUGAUUUUGGGAGGUCGGCUGCUAAUCUAUGGAGGCGAAGAUUCGCAGCGACACAGGAAGGGCGAUUUUUGGGUAUUGGAUGUUAGCAAGAUCCCAUCAAUUAAAGCACAGCCAACGCCAUUAAACUCAAGGGGAUUGCAGGCAAAUAUGUGGAGAAGGCUCAAGGCAAAGGGUUAUAAACCCAACCACAGAUCAUUCCAUCGAGCCUCUGCAGAUCAUUCAGGGCGUCACUUGUACGUGUUUGGUGGAAUGGUGGAUGGCUUGCUUCAGCCUGCCGAAUUAUCUGGGCUGAGGUUCGAUGGAGAGUUAUUUCUGGUCAAAUUUGAGCUGGAAACAGGAAUCUGA